GCUUAUUGUGCUUUUUGUGCUCGAGCCGGUGGUCAUUCAUAAACAAUCUUUUUACUUUUUCUAGAUAUGUAUAAGAUCUGUAUGCACUCACCCUUGAUUAUGCUGGCUGUUGUUGUAGUAGCAUGUGGUAUCAUGAACUGUAAACGUAGCAGCAAACCUGUCAAUCGAACUUGGUAUGAGGUGUAUGUGUAUAACCACACAUACCUACACACAAUGGGAUUUGCCGCCGCUGUUUGCAAUGACGAACCUAUGGCCUCUCAGUUUAAGCUCCUUGAUCGGAUCAAAAUGCGCAGGAGUUCCAUAUUUACAUCUCCUGGGAUUCUUGAGCACUUUGUCAACCUCACGAUGGCAGAUGACGGCAUCGGGUGGCCGUACGUGUGGCGACGACAAAUGGCGGAUGGUGUUACAAUAUAUAAUUGACAGGAAUAUAAAUAAUAGACCUUAUU
Cuscuta campestris is the source of this 446-nucleotide messenger RNA. The record is from the annotation of a GenBank genome assembly. NCBI's taxonomy places the organism in Eukaryota, Viridiplantae, Streptophyta, Magnoliopsida, Solanales, Convolvulaceae.